GGUGCGUAUACGAUUUUUUGUCACAUUUGUGCGGAAAGUUCGUUACUCAGUUGACUAAUUAUAUUCGUUCAUGAAAAUUAUAACAGUAAGUGGUAAAAAAAAUUUAUUGAAAUAUUAAUUUAUGUGCGCAUGCGUCACAUUUCUGACGCAUGCGUCGUAACUCGAGUCUCGCUCAAACAUAUGGUAUCGCGUCUAAAAUUGCUAGAUUCACGUCUAAACACUUCGUGCAAUACGCUAGGUGAUUUAUUCAAUAAAAAAUAAAAUAAGCUGUGCAAUUUAUAAUGAAUGCUUCAGAAGAUUCUGAUGAUUCUAUGUGUUCCGAUAGUUCGUGUUUAGAUAUUGAAAAUGAAGCGAAAAAAAUAACCAACGACUUAUUACCUGCCAAAUCAACUAAUCGGUACAUAGGAUGUUAUAACCAAUUCAUGGAAUGGAAGAAUAAGAAUAAAAUUCAAACGUUAGAUGAAAAUGCUUUCUUGGUAUAUUUCAAUGAACUGGCCAAAACUCUACAACCAAAUUCAUUGUGGUCACGAUGGUCCAUGCUAAGAAAUGUUUGUAACCUCUAUCUUGGAAUCAAUAUUAAUACAUAUAUGAAAUUGAAAAUGUUUAUAAAAAAUAAAGCCAAAGGUUACCACACCAAAAAAGCAAAAGUUCUUACAUUGGAAGAAGUGACAAAAUUUCUAAAUAGUGCUCCUGAUGAAAUCUACCUUGGCAUGAAGGUCAUUUUGAUAUUCGGAAUAUGCGGGGCAUUAAGAUCCAUGGAAAUUGCAAACAUUAAAAUGAAUGAUGUUCAAGACACAAAAACUCAAUUUAUAGUAACCAUCAAGGACACCAAAAAUUGUUAUCCAAGAUCGUUCAUUAUAGGAGAAAUUUACUAUGAUCGAGUGAAACAAUAUAUAUCAUUGAGACCAAAAGACAUUGAUACAGACAGAUUUUUCCUUUUUUACAUGAAGUUUAAAUGUACUCGCAAUGUUAUAGGCAAGAACAAAAUUGCUGAAGUACCGAAAAACAUCGCAUGCUAUUUAAAUCUACCAGAUCCCAAUAGAUAUACUGGGCAUUGCUUUAGAAGGACAUCGGCUACAUUACUUGCUAAUUCUGGUGCUACUUUAACUACAAUUAAAGAACACGGUGGAUGGAGAUCCAGUGCAGUUGCUGAGGGUUAUAUAGAGCACUCAUUGUUCAACAAAAAUAAUAUUUUUAAUAAAAUAACACAAUCAGAAAAAUCUUGUACUGUAACAAAAGAUCUCGAUUCAGCAAUAAUACAGACUAACAAGUCAAUAUUAGAAACUAAUUGUCAUACAACGAAGUCAAGCAAUAAUCAAAAAAGACCUUUAAUUUCAAUAGAAAAUUAUAAAAAUGUUCCAACAUAUAAAAAACUAAAAGAACAAACAACUCUAGAUAAAAAUAAUAACAAUUCUAAUAUAAUGGAACACGAUUUUCAAGAAACCACUAAUAUUGACCAUAACUUUGAAAUAGUAAAUGAAGAAACAACAUUAAAUAUUGGAUCUUCUAAGCAAUUGGAACAAGUGGAUGGCUUAGAUGGACACAAUCAGAACUCGCACAUAUCAGGGCAUAAUCCAAAUAUUUCAGAAGCUGAUCAACUCCAACCACCAACUAUACAGAUAAAAUCAACAAAUGAUUUAAAGAAAAAAAAUAAUGAUAAAAAUAAUAACAAAAUAAAAGAGGAAAUACCAGCUAUAAUAAAUAUUAAAAUUGAUAAAGUAGAAACAAUUAAUAUAUAUUAUGGAAAAAAUCCGAAGGGUGAAGAAUGAAUAAGCGGCUAUUAAACUCAAAUAUUAAUUCAUCACGUGUUCAUGUUAUCGUUAAAAAACAUUUUAAAUUAUCAUUGAAAAUUUAAGUUCUUAGUUAAUUCUUUUAUUUGUAAUUGGAAUUAUUUAUCAUCUAAUUAUUAAAAUUAAUCUGUAAAAGUUUGUGUUUUUUGGAAUCUUUGUUUGAACUAUUUCAAUAUUUUCAAAUAAAUUAUUUCCUAUAAUUUUCAUAAUAUUUUU
Messenger RNA from Chelonus insularis, 2006 nucleotides. RefSeq lists its product as uncharacterized. Gene Ontology annotation, molecular function: DNA binding. Gene Ontology annotation, biological process: DNA integration; DNA recombination. NCBI's taxonomy places the organism in Eukaryota, Metazoa, Arthropoda, Insecta, Hymenoptera, Braconidae. The record is from RefSeq and is a predicted model, not a curated record. The transcript has 2 exons. The coding region runs from base 282 to 1769 and encodes 495 amino acids.